CCCUGCACUCCUACCCUUACCCUGACAAGUCUCACGUUUUUCCCCCACUGUGACCUCAGACUGUUGUCGCAGGCUUAUUUCACUGAAAUUGAAUGGAAUUGAAUGAAAACAGCUGAAAAUCAAAUAAAAAAUCGUCGAAACUGUACGACGGCUUCACAGCGGAUUCCAGCUAAAUUCGCCGGACGACCACCAGGAAAGUUAAAGAGAAGAAAUGGCUGCAAUUGAAGAGCUGUCUCCGGCUUCAGGCCCGGUGUCUACCCGGCCUCCAGAAGACGAGAUAGACGACGACGAAGAUGAAGAUCUGGAUGAGACCCUGGUGGAGAGGCUGUGGGGGCUGACAGAGAUGUUUCCUGACACCGUGAGGUCAGCUGCAGAUGUAUCUGUGCAGUGCUCGGUCUCCUUGUUAAAGAAGUUUUACAGCUUCUCCCGAUCUGCAAUCUGGGUGGGCACUACCUCUUUCAUGAUCCUGGUCUUGCCGGUUGUAUUUGAGACAGAGAGACUUCAGUUGGAGCAGCAGCAGCUGCAACAGCAGAGACAGAUCCUAUUAGGACCCAACACUGGAAUGUCUGGUGGGAUGCCGGGGAUGAUGCCUCCUGCGCCCGGCAAAGCAUGAAGAGCAAGAUAUCAAAACAUUAGUUCAAGUCUCCUGCUUUCGAUACAGCCGGGAUGUCUGCAGUUAGAGAUGGAGAAAGAGAAUGGAACACUGAGAGAAGGCCUGGGUAUCAGCUGUAAAUCAGAACUCAUUCAUUUCUCUCUCUUUGUCCCAAAUGUCAAACUGAGACAUAUGUGUAUGAGCAAUGCAUCUGUAGUCUUGUUUUUUUAAUUAAUUGUUGGGUGGGUAGCAAAUAUGGGUGGGUACAUGAGUAACAAGAGGUAAGACUUGUCUCCAGUCUGAUCCGUGUUUCUGUUCUUAGUUCUGUCUUCAUGUGUGCUUUAUGUUCUGUAUGCAAGGCAUGAUGGUACUUAGAAAUGUCAGAAAGGUCUAAAGAAGUAUGAAAAGUGGGCGUGUUGACAGAGCAGCUUCAUUUGAAAGACUUCUUUUUGUUUUUUUCUAUCUGGAUGUAAAAUGUUCAUAUUUGAGGUUGUUAUGCCUUUCCCUUCAAACUCCACUAGAGAAUUAUUUCUCCACCUUAAAAGAUUAUAUGAAUAAGAUCACUAUAGCAGAGGUCGGGUAUUUGAUUUAAACCAUGUAAAAUCCAUCUUUUUUUUUUUUAUUAUUAUUUCAAGCCAGUUGUCCUGUUUGUGGUUCGGGGUAACUUUAUUAUCCUAGAGGGAAAAUUUGUCGUGCUAACAGUUUCCAUUUUGGAAGCAUAUUACAGUCUUACACUUCAAAAUUUGCCUCUAUUUUUAUUUAACUUGACUGGGGGAAAUAGCGAAAACACCAAAUAAAAUGAAAUAUCAUGUAAA
Cyprinodon tularosa is the source of this 1407-nucleotide messenger RNA. It is a transcript of the gene tomm22, whose product is annotated as translocase of outer mitochondrial membrane 22 homolog (yeast). Gene Ontology annotation, biological process: intracellular protein transport. Lineage: Eukaryota; Metazoa; Chordata; Actinopteri; Cyprinodontiformes; Cyprinodontidae. The record is from RefSeq and is a predicted model, not a curated record. The coding region runs from base 212 to 613 and encodes 133 amino acids. The transcript is spliced from 4 exons. Gene Ontology annotation, cellular component: mitochondrial outer membrane.